Molecule: messenger RNA, 474 nt
Organism: Lathyrus oleraceus (garden pea)
Lineage: Eukaryota; Viridiplantae; Streptophyta; Magnoliopsida; Fabales; Fabaceae
Product: paired amphipathic helix protein Sin3-like 2
Exons: 4
Coding region: 56-307 (83 amino acids)
Biological process (GO): negative regulation of transcription by RNA polymerase II
Cellular component (GO): histone deacetylase complex; chromatin
Molecular function (GO): transcription corepressor activity
Source: RefSeq, a predicted model, not a curated record
CAUUUUUUCCAUUAUCACUUUUUGAAACUGUGGUUUUCAUAUUAGUUUCUAAGCGAUGUCUAAGAAUAUGGGAGGAACAGAUGUUCAGAAGCCAACUGUGGAUUUGGAAUAUGCUUUGGAUUAUUUGUCUAAGGUGAAGGCUCGAUUUCAAAGUGUUCAUCCGCCUCAGAUUUAUACAAUGUUUGUGAACAUACUGAAAAUGUAUCGAAAAGGAGAAAAGAGUGUCGAUGAGGUCAUUAGAGAGGUUAAUUUGCUUUUCGAAGGCCAUGAUGAUCUGAUUGAGGAGUUUACUAAUUUUCUUCCUUGAUUGGACUGGUGAUAUGUAUGAGUUAUUCAAGAAAAAAUAAAUAUUACAAAUGUUAAAAUCUAGGUUUUGAAUAUGGAGAUGAAAUAUUGUCUUAGAUACAAUUUUAAUGUUUGUACUUUGCAAGAUUUGAUAAACAUUUGUUUCAAUAAAUUAUUUGAGUUUGCGAA